AUGGAAGCCUCUUCUGUGUUCAGACAAACCCACAUUAACCGGUCACAAACGUCGGUCCAAGAUAAAGAGUUACCUCCGAUACCGCCGCCGUCGUCUACAGAAGAUGAAAGUAAUAAUUUGCAAAUCCGACCAUCGUUUUCUUCUACUCCAAGACCUUCCUUGGAUGGACUAGAUGAUCCCAAGAUCAUGCAGGUGAAAUCUUUAAAACGCAAGAACCUCAAACAACUAUCGUUAAAUACGUUAUCUCCGUUGGGUACAUGUCAGCCUGUUCUGCUGGGUGGCGGAGGUGCUUUAUCGCUUGAAGAAUGUGGUUUCAUCUCCCUGGCUUCAACGUUAAGUUCUGCAUCAUCAGAACUCCAUCAAAGCCACCCUCUUCUUAGUAAGAGUAGUCUGCUUCAUUUAUCCAAGGUUCCAAGCAACAGUGGUUCAAGUUCGAUUCGACUCACUCAAAACCUGAAAUCUACUAUUGAUUUGGAAUCAAAUUCCGCAACCAGCAUAAUCAUCGAUCAUUUGUCUGAUUUGGAUUUAAGAUCCAAAGCGAGUAAGAAUUCACUCGUUUCAUCGUCUUCAAGCAUAAAUACCACUUCGACCAAUGGGAACGAUGCAAAUCGAAAUCAUCAUAGUCAUCAACAACGUAAACGUCAAACAAUCAUUUCUUCCAUUUCCCCAACAAAAUCCUCCAGUUCUUCUUCUCCAAGAGCUUCUCCAAUCACUGGAAUUGCAACUUCAUCAUCAACAACAAGCGGAGAAGAUUUGAAGUCUCCUAUAUCAACAACAGCUUCUAUCAAGUUCAAUAAUGAAGAUAUCGUCACUUUAAAACAAUUGGGUUCAGGUAAUUCUGGUAGUGUUUCCAAAAUCUUGCAUAUUCCAACUCAAAAGACUAUGGCCAAAAAGAUCAUUCAAAUUGAAUCCAAAACUAUCAUUCAAAAUCAAAUUAUACGAGAACUAAAGAUCCUUCAUGAAUGUCAAUCUCCAUAUAUAAUUGAAUUCUAUGGAGCUUUUAUUAAUACAAAUAAUACGGUUGUUAUUUGUAUGGAGUAUUGCAAUUGUGGAUCACUUGAUAAAAUCCUCCCUUUUUGUGAAUAUCAUAGAUUCCCAUUGAACGUUCUUAAAAAGCUUUCGUUUUCCAUUCUUUCGGGGUUAACAUAUUUAUAUGAUACUCACAAGAUUAUUCAUAGAGAUAUCAAACCUUCUAAUGUUCUUAUGACUCAUAAGGGAGAAUUUAAAUUAUGUGACUUUGGAGUAUCUCGAGAAUUAACCAAUUCCCUAGCAAUGGCCGAUACGUUUGUGGGGACUUCGGUUUAUAUGUCACCAGAACGUAUUCAAGGUUUAACAUAUGGUAUAAAAUCAGAUAUUUGGUCAAUGGGUCUAAUGAUAAUUGAAUUGGCAAGUGGUCAACAUGUUUGGCGUAAUAAUGAGGAAGAUGAAGAAGGAACAAUCAAUGGGAAUGGUGGACAUAAUGGCUCUUUCAAAAGAGAUAAUGGCCCAGAGGGGAUUUUAGAUCUCUUACAACGGAUAGUCAAUGAACAACCUCCAACAUUAACUGAGAAAAUCCAACCAAUCACCAGAAUACCUUAUGAUCCAACAUUAUGUGCAUUUAUAGACUUGUGCCUUGUUAAAGAUGAUACGAAAAGAAGAACUCCAUUUGAAUUGCUUAAGGAUUCUGCAGGAUUCUUAAAUGGAGUACAAGAUGGUUCAUAUGAUAAGGAAAUCAAGACAUGGGCCAAAGGAAUUAGAAAACAGUUGAAAGAAUUACAUCAAGAACAUUGA
Messenger RNA from Lizanozyma spartinae, 1770 nucleotides. RefSeq names its product mitogen-activated protein kinase kinase (gene HST7). Gene Ontology annotation, molecular function: protein kinase activity; ATP binding. NCBI's taxonomy places the organism in Eukaryota, Fungi, Ascomycota, Pichiomycetes, Serinales, Debaryomycetaceae. The record is from RefSeq and is a predicted model, not a curated record. Bases 1 to 1770 code for a protein of 589 amino acids. The transcript has a single exon. Gene Ontology annotation, biological process: protein phosphorylation.